Bombyx mori (domestic silkworm) is the source of this 4340-nucleotide messenger RNA. RefSeq names its product spondin-1. Gene Ontology annotation, biological process: cell adhesion. Gene Ontology annotation, molecular function: serine-type endopeptidase inhibitor activity. Gene Ontology annotation, cellular component: extracellular matrix. NCBI's taxonomy places the organism in Eukaryota, Metazoa, Arthropoda, Insecta, Lepidoptera, Bombycidae. The record is from RefSeq and is a predicted model, not a curated record. The coding region runs from base 581 to 3187 and encodes 868 amino acids. The transcript has 15 exons.
UAGUUCUCAAAAUUUAUUUGAAAAAUUAAAACGGUAUACAUUUUAUAAUAUUAGCCCAGGAAAUUCAGUAGGUGUUAAAUUUUUUUAAGAAAUGCAAGAUCAUAAUGCAACUCACGUUAAUAAUUACACGAAUAUCUCUGAAACAGUCCUCCAUUUACAUACAUGAAGUAAAAGCUGGAAUUCAAAAGGCUCUAUGUAGCAAUGUACUUAGUCUAUGUAGGGGUGCGUCAGUACGCGAUCAGUUGAUGCCGAGGGCGGGCGGUUCUGGCGUCCACAUUACGAGUUCCUUUGUCUGCUAAAAUUACUUCAAGAUUGUAAAAUUGAGGCAGUUUUAUGUAUAGUUGUAACAUAAGUUGUGAAUCCCUGCAUAUUUUUUUAUAUAUUUUUAAUUGUAAUGAGUGAAUAGACUUGACAUUCUUUUGUUUACAAGGGCUUCUGAAAAGCCGGAUUAAAAAUUCCAUUUGGUUUCGUUUACAUAACCCAGAUGCUGCAGUAAAGCUACUUCGAUAUUUUUUUUAUGUAGAAGCUGUUCGAAAACGGAAAAAUAUUUCACAUUGUAAAGCAUAUAGAAUAUUUAAAUAUGCACGAGACGGAAGCGUUGAGGUUUUUAUUGGUCUUGGUAGUUUCUUUUGAGAAUGCGAUAUUUGUUGCUGGUGAGUCCUUGGCUAAGUGUGAACAGGCUCCGGCGCACGCGCAGCCCACCGAUGAUCAUUUCAGCUUGCGUAUAUCGGGCGAACCAGAUUUGUUUAUACCAGGAGAGCUGUAUACCGUUACGCUCCGAGGGGCUAACAGCGGUCAAGGCCCCUAUCCGUUUACCGGCUUCAAGAUAUGGGCUGAAGUCGCGAGUGAUUUUUCAAAAGACGAAACAGAGCAAGGAGACCUGAGAGCAACAGCUGACCCUCACCAGCCGCUGGGAGUAUUCCAGGCUUACGAUGCUCAGACUAAACUUCAUGAAUCCUGUGCUCCAGCCGUCGAUAAUGCUACUGCCCACCCUAAGACAGAAGUGCAGGUAAUAUGGAAUGCACCUUUAAGUGUGAGAGGAGUUUGCGUGCGGCUGUCUGCUCGUGUCGGUCCCACGCUGACUGCAAAUAAAUGGUCUGUUUUGGCUCGUAAGAUCUGCCCCACUUCGGCUGGACCUUCUAGCCUGAAUCGACAACCACCCAUUGUUGAGCCCUGCUGUGCUUGUGAUGAAGCAAAAUAUGAGGUAAAUUUCGAAGGAAUGUGGUCUCGCAACACCCAUCCUCGUGAGUUUCCUCCGGAGAAUGCUCAUGCCCAUUUUGGUGAUAUAAUUGGCGCCUCACAUACUGCACAGUACAGGGUCUGGCAAGAAGGUCGGGUAGCGACGACUGGUUUAAGGCGUCUCGCCGAUGACGGCUCUACCACAGCCCUCGAAAAAGAAUUAAAAGCAGAGAGUGAUCAUAUCCGUACGAUAAUCAAAGCCCGUGGUAUAUCGUGGCAGCAAGUGACGGGAACUGGCAUUCCAAGUACGUUUGCUGUGUUUCGUGUAGACGCCAAGCACCAUCUGGUAUCUUUGGCUGCCAAAUUAGCUCCUUCGCCAGACUGGAUCGUAGGAGUUUCGGCGUUGGAGCUCUGCAACGUGAAUUGUACAUGGAGAACGUCGGCCUCACUGUCGUUGUACCCUUACGAUGCUGGUACAGAUAAUGGCAUAAGUUAUACUUCUCGCCGUAUGCCAACGAUUCCAGCGGCGCCCGUACGAGCCCUUAGGACGGAUUGGCCUCGCGAUGUGCGCUCACCGUUUUUCAGCACGACCGGGGAAAUGAGACCCUUUGCGCGCGUUCGAUUAACCAGAUUGCGUUUAUAUGAGAAGAGCUGUGAUGUCACAGAGCCCGGAACGGAUCAGAACGUUCAAGAAGGUGUCGGUGCGGGAGGCUGGUGCGCGACACACGGGUGGGGUCCGUGGGGUCCGUGCAGCGUGACGUGCGGUGCGGGCCGCGCCUCCCGCCAGCGCGACUACGUCUGGCCGGCGCGGGCCCACGCUGAGGCUUGUCGCGUACAACUCACAGAUUACAAACACUGCCACGGACCGAGGAUGCAUUGCCGAGCUGUAUCGGAAUACGAGCCGGACCCAGCGGAGUCGAGCGGCCCGUGUGCGAUGUCUCCGUGGUCGGAGUGGUCCCCGUGCGACGGGUGCGGGGUGCGGGCCCGCACGCGGCACUACCUCGCCCCGCGAGCGUACAAACGAUGUCACAUCGGCUUCCGCGCCCGCACUAUACUCAGCCAGGCCAUGCCCUGCGCCGAGGGACCGUGUGAACAACCACCGCCCCGAUACGCGAACAUGUCGAGUUUCGAUUGGUUUUUCGUGGACAAUCCUAGAGGAGAGUGUAGAGUGACGUCAUGGAGCGACUGGUCGCCGUGCUCGGCGCGGUGCGGGCGCGGCCGCCGACUGCGCACGCGCGUGUACGUAGUGCGGGAGACGCGCGUGCAACAGCUCAUGUCGAAACGAUUGCUGGCUCAGUGGAAUCAACGUUUUGCCGAAUUGCAGAACUUGGAAGUUGCUACAGAAAACGUAACCUCAGAGGACCCAGAAAUUGAAAAUCUCGUAGAGGAACAUCUGGAACGAUGCCAGUUCACUUUGACUCAACAAGAGGCCUUUUGCGACGGAGAAGACAGAAGCUGCAUCAAUUUUAAUGACUCUUCAAAAAUCUGCAAGCUACCGAUGUCGGUCGGCCAUUGUCGCAGGUAUCAGGAGCGUUGGUUCUUUGACUGGCCCCGCAAGUCCUGUGAACCGUUCGGAUACUCCGGCUGCGGAGGGAACGACAAUAAUUUCCGUGACAGAGAUGAGUGUUUGAGCGUAUGUCACAAGAACACCUCGGUAGGAAAGAAAUCGGAAUCUGUGAGCGAAACGAGAAUUAAAAAAAUGAAGGCGACCCCUUCAUCUGAUGACAACGAGGUCAUGUUGAAUGACAAGCCAACGGUGCGCGAUUCAAUGAAGUGUGCAACUGGUCCGUGGCUUGGAUGGAGUAACUGUGUCGGCGACUGUAAUUACGCUGUCAGACUUAACUACAGAUUAGUAUUGAGUAAAGACUCAGGUCUGGGGACUUCAUGUCGAAGGCUUGUGAAGAGUCGUUCCUGCAGGCCAGUCCAGUGUAGGAACGCUAUUCUGGCUCCCACAACAGACUCGACUAUCGACAAAGAUAACACUCUAAGGACUAUGUUUAACUUAUGAAUAAAACACUUUGUAGACCCUCCUUAAUUAUUAAUCCCUAAAAGUAAUCUUUUAUAAUUAGAACUUCAAAAUUUUAUAGAAAUAGUAUCUUAUACCUACAGACAAGUUCAGAGAUAUUGUGAUUUAAGACUAUUUAACGUUAUUAUGUCAAUUCCAAGGAUCUCAUAUUAGUGUUAUAAUAAUUUUAGUUAUUAAUAAAUUACAUAGAUACACCUAAUAAUCUAAUUAUUGACAACUAAGAAUUCGAUUUAAUACCUCAACGUGACUCCAGUGACCAUUUCACAUCAGAAGGGCCGUGAGAUCAUUCACCUAACAAUAAUUUUUUUUUUUUUUUUUAUUGCCCAUUUAUGCAGACGAGCAUACGGCCCACCUGAUGGUGAGUGGUUACCGUCGCCCAUGGACUUCAGCAAUGCCAGGGGCAGAGCCAAGCCGCUGCCUACAAAAUAAAUAAGCAUGGCCGCUCUUAGUCUAACCGACUCUAGUUCAUCACUAAACGAUUCAAAAAUAACUCUAAGAGGUCAAGGUAUUUCGUUAUCUGUGUCAAGUACAUGGCUACGUUAUCUUUUAAUCGAAUUAUCAUUUGCAUAUUCAAAUGAAUUCCUGUUUCUAUUUCAUAAUGUAUAAAUAAAAUUAUAAUACUCCCGACCUGUUAUCUAUUUGUUUAUUUUGUAUUUUAAACGAGUGAUUGAAAAUGUCAACAUAUCGACGCCAUUUUACCAAUCAGUGUUUGAUGUACUGUCGGGAAUAUUUCGUCACUGAUAAGGUUUUCCUACAAAUUUAAUAGAUAUUUUACGAAUGAAAAAUCAUAAGAGAUUAAGAUUAUUUAUUUUCACGUUGGGUAAUUUCAACUUAACUUUGUACACAUAUAUGUUAUUUACCUAUUACUUAAAUAAUAAGUUUUUAAAAACGAAAACUAAAAAAUAAUUUCCUUAAAUAAUACUGUAAAGAAACAUCACAGUCACAAUUUGUACAGCGCGUCUGUUUGAAGAAUAUCAAAUAACCAUUUUGAUUCAAUAAGAAUCUCAACUAUUAUAUAGUGUUGUUGCACCCUGUUGAUUUAUAAACAUAGGAAUAAUUUAAAAAUUUUACAAUAUAAAUAGUGACUUAGUGUAUCUUUCUACACGUGAUUCAAAUUAAAUAAUACGUAAAUGAU